AUGGAUGUCGGGGGUGCAGACACUGUACGAGACGUGCUGCGUGUAGAGCGUCUUUCUUACAUCGGCUCGAAUGUCUCAAGCCAUGAUGACGAGGACAAUUUUACUGAAAGUACUCAAUUUCGAAAAAUCGAAAAGGAUGAAAACGGAGGAACGCAACUUCGAUCCGGUGACGCUCCAAACUUGUACCACUGGCGCCACAUUGGUUUGUUAGUGCAGUAUGCAGCUGUGGGCUUGUUAUACGGCGGACUACCGCGCACUGUAUAUCCAUUUCUGAAUAAUUAUUUGCGUAUGAACGGCUACCAGACGCUCUCAGCACGCGUGCUGCUUUCUCUACCAUGGUCAUUUAAAGUCCUCAUUGGCAUUGUUUCCGACUGUUUUCCUAUCUUUCACUCGCGUCGUCGUGCAUACAUGGUCUUGGGAUGGAUCAUUUGCUCGAGCAUGUUGCUCAUACUCGUGUUUGUCGAUCAAGAGCCACCGUACUACUUGGACUCGUCAUUGCGAGGUAAAGAUUUGUCAAAGAUAUCUCCAGCUGAACUUCAAGGUCGAGUGAAUGUCCAUGCACCAAGCUCAGGAUCGUUUUAUAUUGUGUUUAUGAUGUUAGCCAGUGUGGGAUAUAUGAUUGCUGAUGUUGCGUCUGAUGGACUUGUGGUGGAGUUUGCCCAACAGGAACCUGAAAAUAUACGCGGGAACAUUCAGUCGACUGUCUACCUUGUGCGUAGCGUUCUGAUGAUCCUGGCAGCAUUGCUGGUCGGAUUCGGUCUGAAUGGCAAAGAUUAUGGAGGUUCAUUCACGUGGUCACUUACGAUAAGCCAACUGAUGUUAAUAUUCUCGUUACUGAGCUUGGUGGCGAUUCCUGCAGCACUCUGGUUCGUUCAAGAACCAGUGUUUGGUGACCGUGUACCGCAAUUUAGUAAAUACAUGCACAGUUUAUGGAUGUCAAUUCAAAAUUCGGCCAUGGUACAGAUUUUGGCCUACCGAUUUUUCAGCGGCAUAUUUGAUGGUUUCACAGUCACAGCAGGUGAUCCUAUUCAAAGGUACUGGGCAAGCGUCCACCCACUCAACGAGAGCUUAUUUUCUGUGCUUGGACUUGUCGUGUUUAGUGCCGCUUUGUAUGUGACAAAAAGAAUUGGUUUAGGUUGGAGCUGGCACCGCGUGAUUUCAUGGACAACUGUGUCAGUGAUUGUUCUGGACGCCAUUGUGGGAAUGCUGACGAUCUGGGGCGUUGUGCGCAGCCAGUGGUUUUGGCUUGGUACACCGAUCCUGGAGGAGCUUCCACAAGCUAUGAAUUUUCUUGUGUCAACCUUUGUAGUCGUGGAGCUGGCAGAUCUCGGUAAUGAAGCUGCUGUUUAUGGUCUUAUGACGACGGUGAGUAACCUCUCCAGUCCGUUUGCUUCGUGCAUUUCGAAGAAUGUCAAUGCGCUUUUUGACGUUGGCGUUGCUGAUAUCAUCCGAGACUCUCAACAUGUGCGCUUGCAAGUCACCUGGACGUUUGUGAUUGCGUACAUCAUGAAGUUAUUGUCACUAUUGUGGCUGCCAUUGCUUCCACGACAAAAGAGAGAAACCCAAGCUCUCAAGCAACGAUCCCGACAAUGUUUUUGGGGUGGUAUUGCCAUUAUUGUUAUAUUUGUCUUUGCUCUUGUUUGGUCCAUUACCACAAAUCUUCUUUCAGUCUUUCCCAAAACCGCAUGCCGUAUCAUUGCAGGUGGCCCUGGAUGUAACAAGUCCACACGCUCUCGAUUGAAUGCCGAAAAGGUUACACUUUAUGAAGAUGAAAGGAUAACAGAUCAGGCCACAAAAGAAGGACAGAAAGCUGCAGAUGCUUUGGUUCUUACGCCUUACGAAAAGGUAACGGCUACAGCCACUGGUGGCUUUUGGCUUGGACUCCUAGGUCUGGGUGCCGUCGGUGUCUACUUUGUCGCUCGUGAGCUGCUGCCCAACCGCAUGAGCCCUAAUGGUCUCUUCAGCGAAUCGCUGGAAUUCCUCUCGGAAAAUACGGAUGUGACGUCGCGACUUGGUUUGCCAAUUCACGGUUAUGGUCACGACCACGGUGGUCAUCGUGAAGGUCGUCGUAAUCGUAUUGAACACGUAAAUCUCACUGCUAAGGACGGCACACCGCGUCUUCGUAUCAAGUAUAACAUAAAGGGUCCUUCAGGCCAUGCCUACGUGUUUGCAGAGGUGAAUAAGAAUAUGAAGAAGAACGAGUAUGUGUACCUCAUUGUACAAGUGACCAAAACUGGCGAAUUGCUCAAGAUUAUCGACAAUCGACAAAUUCUUGAAGCCGAAACUAAAGAGGAGCAAGAUGCUCUCCGCCAACUGCUCGGUAAAUAG
Molecule: messenger RNA, 2328 nt
Organism: Plasmopara halstedii
Lineage: Eukaryota; Oomycota; Peronosporomycetes; Peronosporales; Peronosporaceae
Exons: 5
Coding region: 1-2328 (775 amino acids)
Biological process (GO): protein import into mitochondrial matrix
Cellular component (GO): TIM23 mitochondrial import inner membrane translocase complex
Source: RefSeq, a predicted model, not a curated record